Molecule: messenger RNA, 1842 nt
Organism: Thyridium curvatum
Lineage: Eukaryota; Fungi; Ascomycota; Sordariomycetes; Thyridiales; Thyridiaceae
Exons: 5
Coding region: 1-1842 (613 amino acids)
Biological process (GO): activation of GTPase activity
Cellular component (GO): Golgi apparatus
Molecular function (GO): GTPase activator activity
Source: RefSeq, a predicted model, not a curated record
AUGUUCUCUUCGUCAGGCAGUGGCAAGAAGCCGCCUCCUCAGGUACGUUUCGAGACCCGACUUGCUUCAAUGGCGUCACUCAACCUUACUCAGACUUCAACUAACCGCCUCACGCAGGAGAUGGUGCAAGUCGACAGGUCCGACUCUGCCUCCCCCUUCUGGCAGGCUCCUCAAAGAGACACCGGCAACAAAUCUGGCCGUGAUUCAAAAGUUGUCGGGGCAUCAUACUCCCAUGCCGAUAUGCUCAAGUUCGACUCGUUGCACCUCUCUGGGUCCUCGCCUCGACCACGAACACCCCCCUCAUCGUCCUCGUCCCGAAUUCGGACUACCAACGUGACAUCCCCGCCGGCGAGGCAAAGCUCCGGGCUAUCUUCACCGCCCUUCAAGACCUAUAUGAACUUUCUGUCCAGGACAAACGAUGACUGGAAUGCUGAAGAAGCUGACGAAAUGUACGAUUAUGAUGAUGAUGACGGCGAUGAAUUUGGCUUGCCCAGCCUUUCCAACAUGAAACGGAAGUCCAUACGUAUGGCUGCGCAGAAUAACAAGGACACGGGCAUGGAUGGGCUUCCCCCGGUGGACAGAUCUUUAUCAGGGCUGCAUACUCGAAGAUACUCGGAUAGCGCCGACAUCGCAAUUGAGCGGCCUGCGCCAUCCUACCCCGUCCCGAAGAAGAGCGAGGGAAAGAUAUUGAGACCCCAAUACAAAGACAUACUCGAGGACCCCGCCAACGCUCUUCAUCUAAUCAGCCAUCCCCCAGCCCCUCCCAAUGCCUCGUGGAAGGAGAUGGACAUCAUGGCCUCGAGGAUCACCAGGAUAAACAAGUUCAAGAUGUUAUUGCAGGCCUCCACCAUAUCACUCCCCGAUUUGAGAGCUCUGGCGUGGUCAGGCGUGCCGGAGGAAGUACGGGCAAUGACAUGGCAACUGUUACUAAGCUAUCUGCCGACCAGCAGCGAGCGACGGGUAGCCACCUUGGAGAGGAAAAGGAAAGAGUAUCUGGACGGCGUUCGACAGGCUUUCGAACGCGGAGGAAGCAGUGCUACAUCAUCAGGACGUGGCAGGGGCUUGGAUGAGGCGAUCUGGCACCAGAUCAGCAUCGAUGUUCCCAGGACCAAUCCCCAUAUCGAGCUGUAUGGUUAUGAAGCCACCCAGCGUUCCCUAGAGCGUAUCCUAUACGUCUGGGCCGUUCGUCACCCCGCCAGUGGGUAUGUGCAGGGCAUCAAUGACCUGGUCUCGCCGUUUUGGCAGGUCUUCCUCGGCGUUUACAUUGCGGACCCCAAUAUUGAGAGCGGCAUGGAUCCCGGACAACUUCCGAAGGCUGUCCUUGAUGCCGUGGAAGCAGAUUCAUUCUGGUGCCUCACCAAAUUGCUGGACGGCAUCCAGGACCAUUAUAUCGUCGCUCAACCAGGCAUUCAGCGACAAGUUGCCGCGCUGCGGGACCUCACGGCGAGGAUAGACAAUCAAUUAUCCAAACACCUUGAGAAGGAGAAUGUCGAAUUCAUCCAGUUCAGCUUCCGCUGGAUGAACUGUCUGUUGAUGCGAGAGAUUAGCGUCAAGAACACCAUCCGCAUGUGGGACACGUACAUGGCCGAAGAGAAUGGCUUCUCCGAGUUUCAUCUCUAUGUCUGUGCAGCAUUUCUCGUUAAAUGGUCGGACAAGCUCUGCAAGAUGGACUUUCAGGAGAUUAUGAUGUUUUUGCAGUCCUUGCCGACGCGAGAAUGGACGGAAAAGGAUAUUGAGCUGCUGCUCAGCGAAGCGUAUAUCUGGCAGAGCCUGUUCAAAGGCUCAUCGGCUCACUUACGGGGUCCUACUACGCGCAGUCCGUCAACGAACCUGCAGUUGUGA